UGUGGAUGGGAGCGGGUGGCGGAGGCGGCGGGGAGCGGAGCCCGGAGCGCCGGGGAAAGCAUUGGACACUUUUCCACCAUGCUGAUGGCAUUUUAAACAUAUUUGUCAAUUUUCCCAAAUUUUAACUGAAGACAACCUUGAGAUAUUAUACUUGAGGACUAAAGUGUGACCGCCAAUUAUCAGGCUUUCAGGAUGAAUCUGGAAAAACUCAGCAAGCCUGAACUCCUAACACUAUUCAGUAUUCUUGAAGGAGAGCUUGAAGCAAGGGACCUUGUGAUAGAGGCUUUAAAGGCCCAACACAGAGAUACCUUCAUUGAAGAACGCUAUGGAAAGUACAACAUCAGCGAUCCUUUAAUGGCUCUGCAGAGAGACUUCGAAACACUGAAGGAGAAAAACGAUGGCGAGAAGCAGCCAGUCUGCACCAACCCACUCUCUGUUCUGAAGGUGGUGAUAAAACAGUGCAAGGCCAUGCAGGAGCACAUGCUGUCGCAGCUGGCCGCCGCCGAGAGCAGGCACCGCAAAGUGAUCCUAGACCUCGAGGAAGAAAGGCAGAGGCACGCUCAGGACACAGCAGAAGGAGAUGAUGUCACCUACAUGCUGGAGAAGGAGAGAGAGCGGCUGACCCAGCAGCUGGAGUUUGAGAAGUCCCAAGUGAAGAAGUUCGAGAAGGAGCAGAAGAAGCUGUCCAGUCAGCUGGAGGAGGAGCGCUCCCGCCACAAGCAGCUCUCGUCCGUGCUGGUGCUCGAGUGCAAGAAGGCCACGAGCAAGGCGGCCGAGGAGGGCCAGAGGGCAGGCGAGCUGAGCCGGAAGCUGGAGAAGGAGAAGGGGCGCGUGAGCCAGCUGGAGGAGGAGCUGGCCGCCGAGCGGAGGCGAGGCCUGCAGACCGAGGCACAGGUGGAGAAGCAGCUGUCCGAGUUUGACAUCGAAAGGGAGCAGCUGCGGGCCAAGCUGAACCGGGAGGAGAACCGGACCAGGACUCUGAAAGAAGAGAUGGAAAAUCUGAAGAAGACCAUGAAGGAUCUGGAGGCUUCUCAGCAGCAUGGUAGCCCUGCCGAGCAAUCCAAGAAACCGGUAACCGUGUCGAAGGGCACAGCGACGGAGCCCCCCGUGCUGGUGUCUGUAUUUUGCCAAACGGAAGGUUUCCAGGCAGAACGAACCCCCGGGAGCAACCCGGCCAAGGUGCCGAGCGCUGGGCCGCCUGCCGCCACCAUUCCCUCUUACUCUUAUGCAAAAACCAAUGGCCAUUUUGAGCCAGAGAUUCCAACCGCCAAGGAGGCAGUUCCCGGCAGCAGCGUGGAACACCAAGUGCCUGCACGAGAGAGAGCAGUGGAGAACGGCGGGUGCCCUGUGGGACUGGAGACUCCCGUCCCGACACCUGGUCUCCUGCCAUCCAGUGGGGGCUCACUGUCUCCCAGCAGCACCGCCUCCUCCUCUCUCACAUCCUCUCCUUGCUCCUCCCCGGUGCUAACUAAGCGCCUGUUGGGGUCCUCGGCCAGCAGCCCUGGCUACCAGUCAUCCUACCAAGUAGGGAUCAACCAGCGCUUCCACGCCGCGCGGCACAAAUUUCAGACCCAGGCAGAUCAGGACCAACAGGCCAGCGGCCUGCAGAGCCCGCCCUCCAGGGACCUGUCCCCCACACUCCUGGACAACUCUGCCGCCAAGCAGCUGGCCCGCAACACAGUCACUCAGGUGCUCUCCAGGUUCACUAGCCAGCAGGGGCCGAUCAAGGCCGUCUCCCCCAACAGCUCUCCCUUUGGCACAGACUACCGGAAUCUGGCCAGCGCCGCCACCUCCAGAGGGGACACCAGCCAUUCCCCUACUCCAGGGAAAGUGUCCAGUCCGCUGAGCCCUCUGUCUCCAGGGAUCAAGUCCCCCACCAUCCCCAGAGCUGAGAGAGGACACCCUCCACCCAUCCCACCCAAAAAACCUGGCCUGACACCUUCUCCGUCCACGACCACGCCAUUGACCAAAACCCCUUCCCAGGCCUCCUCCUUGGCCACCGCAGAAGACCUAGCCAGCAGCUGCUCCUCGAACACCGUCGUGGCUAAUGGCAAGGACGUCGAGAUCCUUCUGCCCACCAGCAGCUAGUCCCUGGUGGUAGGCUCCCCAUCCAACAUUCCGCCAGAUUUCGUCCAAGAGCUCAGAGUCCAACCAUUGAGUCAGAUCACGUUAUUUAUUUUGAUAGUAGCUGAAACCAUCUGUAUAAUACAUUUAGUGUGUUUCACCUUUUUAUAUUUUUUUAAGUAGGAACCAAGUCGUUUGGAUUUGUAUGACUCACACCUUCGUACUGACGCUGGAAGGGCACCUCAAAGACGUCUCCAGCUCAGCAGAGUCGCCGUCCUGUUGUGACGGAGAAAGCUAAUUGAGAACCAGGUGGUGCUUUGCUAUUUUGGGACUAGAAUCACUCAACACUCAAUUUGAAUUAUGCAGAAAGUGGUUCGUGCCGAUUUUUAUUCCAGAUGAACGUGUUUAAAAAGUGCCUGAAAUAAGACUGCCACAUGAAUGUGAUUCUGCAGCGAAAACACAAAAAUGGACCAUCUAAUUGCAGAAAAUGAGAUCCUCCGUGAAUCCUGAAUGUUAAAAACCAACACUGCUUUUAAUCCUCUUUUUACUGUUUUUAACAUAAGCUCUGUGUCCAGACAAGGCUGCAUCAGUAGGAUGGGAGUCCUGAAGGUGGAUGUGGACUGUCCACAAUGCUGAGCCUUCCAGAGCCCUUGAGAAACCCUCCCGAGCCGUAAGCAGCUGGGGUGCUGAUUUCCUUGCACUUGUGAAAAAUUAAGUCACUCCCAGUCUCCUGCAUCAAUUCUUGACUAGAAUGAAAUCCCAUCUCCUUUCAAAAAAGGUCUCCAGGCAUCUACUGUUGUGUGAGGAACUUCUGAUUCUGACUGCUACUACUUGAAUAGGAAAUGGCUACUCGUUCUGUAUAAAAGUCUUGCAACAGAAUGAGAUCCUUAUUCUGUAAUCAAAAAGCAAUAACUUAAAAUUCACUCUCUUUGUAAUAUUAUAAGGCAGAAUUAUACAGGUUUUACCAAAUUGUUACACUUCUUUUCCAAGAUGCCAGCACUUGGUGUCUGUAUCUGUGGAACCAAAUUAACUUUUCCCUAAAUGGAAGUAUAUAUAUCUGUAUAGAUACACACCCCUUUACGUGUUUAACAUACACACACUUAAACACAUAAAUAUUAGUGUGAUUAUAUCUUUGGAGUUUGCAAUAUAGCAUAAAGGGCGAGUAGAUGUGCACGUUAAGAUUACCUGUCACAGCAACUAGAUGGGGCUGGGACCCAAAGCAGUUAAAGGAGGAAUCUGGUCCACGGGGACAUGGGGCAAUUCCAGAUGAAGUCAGGUCUUCAGUGUCCCGAAAAGCCAGAGCCAAAUUCCCCCCAGCAUCGCAAAACUCAACUGGCCAGAUGAAUGAGUGAAGCAGGUCACUCAAUCAAGCACUCUAAGACAGCUAGGAGAGGGGAAGCUGUAGCAAAUGGAAGUGCCCGGGCCCCCUGUGAAAGGAAAGGGCCACCCCUGAGCAGCUCCAGCUGCUUACUGCCAUGCGAUAGUGCUAGCUGGACGUUACCAGCUCCUCAAUUGAGUUUUCGGGAAGGCCAGAUGUUUGUAGAAACAUUCUCAUUUUUAAAUAUCAAAACAGCUUCAAAAACAAUUUUAAACUGCUGGUUAAAUACUGGUGCAGCUGGGUUUAGCUCAGAAGCUGCCAAGUUGCAACCUCGUUCGUUCCGGAAACUUCCAUCAUUUCCAUCAUUGUGAGUUUGUGAGGACAGACUCCUCCGCUCUCCAACUUGUAGGCUAGUUCAGCUGACAGAGGCCCUAGAAUAUAAUGAGGAUCCUCGUCUUCCGAACCAGACUUUGCAACCCAGCUCAGACAAGGUGCUUAUAUGACUGUGGCCACAGGGGUAGAGAGGCCUUGAUGUCCUCACAUACGUUCUCCCCAGCCAACGUCUAGCCAGCAGCCCUAGCCUGCUAUAAUUUAAAUCUCCUUCCUCGCAAUCCAAUAUGAAUUGAUGGGGGGACAGGCAGGUGAUGGAAAUCAAUGUAUAAAUCACAAUCGGUGUCUCCAGGGCUUACGGUUUGAUUAAGGCCAAUACAGCAAAAAUUAAAACACUACUCACGGCCCGGGGCAUCUACCAAAUGAUGAAGAAACCGCCCAAAGCGAUCAUGAGUUAAAUUUUAUUCCCACGCAUAGCCAAAUGAAGUGUUGAUGAUAAAAUAGCUGAACUUUGGGAACAGAAGAGGGGGCUCUAGCCCCAGAGUGUUAUUACCUCUCUUGCUUGAAAUGGUAAUCUUAAAAGUUGCAUUGUGCUCUUCCUUUGUUUUGGCAUAGAUAUAUAUAUAGAAAGAGAGAGAUACUAUAAGGAGGUUUAUUUCUUAGGAAGUGCACUGAAUAAUGUAUUUCUUUUACAGUGUAAUACGGGGGUGGGGAAAUGCAAAAGAAACGUGUAUUUUUGCUAGUUGCCUAUCUUCUAAGAUAAAUAAGCACAAUAUUGCAACGGAUCCAAUAAUCCGGUUAGGUAUUCUAGAUUAGUAUUUAAGUUCGCUGUAGAUUGUGUGUGUGCUAAGUAAAAGUUCCAUGGUUCACAAUUGCGGUAUUAAACCAUGUUGUGAAAGCUGUGUUACUAGUCAACGGAUUAUAAUGGAUGUGCGACACAUAACACAAGCACUAACUAAAUCAUCGUGUGUAAAGCCAAAUGUACCAUGCAGAAGUCUUCAUCCAUUUUUAUAGCAGACUCCAUUAAAACAAGUUAAAUCAUUC
Molecule: messenger RNA, 4756 nt
Organism: Hyaena hyaena (striped hyena)
Lineage: Eukaryota; Metazoa; Chordata; Mammalia; Carnivora; Hyaenidae
Gene: CTTNBP2NL
Product: CTTNBP2 N-terminal like
Exons: 6
Coding region: 193-2088 (631 amino acids)
Source: RefSeq, a predicted model, not a curated record